UUUCGGUCGCCGGUACUGUACUUUAUGUUAUUCCUUCGCAUACAAAUCAUCACGGUAAUGGUUUUGCUGCUCAUUAUCAUUCGAACAUGCCACAGACACUGCAACUCAUCAUAAACAGACUAUGGAGUGAGAGGGGAGAGGAGAGACAGAGACAGACAGACAGAGAGUGUGAGCGCAUGGAAAGCGAGAAAAAUCGAAUGUUUAGGAUUUCCUGUUCGUGUUCCCCCUUUCAUGGUCUUCUGAUGAUUGCAAACGACAGCGGGAAAGGAUUUGCUGUUGAUGAUGGAGCUGAGUAAAUAUUUGAUGAACUAGCGCACAUGACACACCCACGACUGGUCGGUGGCCGGCUGGGAGGGGGACACGAAAUGAAAACACAGACCAAUCUCUCAACCACAACCUCGAAUAAUCGGUCGUCGGUUUGCUGAUCGAGUCCUUCACUUCUUGUCGGUCUUGCCAGAAGUGUUGUCUUUGAAGUCGAAGCCAAAACACUCCAACCAGUCGGUCGGUGUGCAUGUUUGUUGUGUGUUUGUAGUAACUCCGACGAAGAGAACUCAGCCUUUUUGGAAACUACAUUCAUCAUCAGACGGUCCCCCUUCCCCGGGUGUGAUGGAAAUAAAAACGCCAACCGAUCAGCACCGUAAACUGUCAACCAUUUCCGAUGGUACGCGCCUGGGAAUGUCCGAAGAUUCGGCGAGUCAGUUCCGCCAACGGCAGCAACAACAGCAAACACAUCGGAGAUACAGCUUCAGGGAGGAACUGUUCCAACUGUUUGCUUCGAUAACGGCCCACUGCUACAAGCAGUUGGCCAACGCCGAACGCUCGAUCUGGGAGCGGUUGUUCUGGUUGUUGGCCCUUAUCCUCGAAGCGGCCACCCUGGUGGCGAUCAUCGUGUCCGCUUGGGGUAAGUUUACGGCCAAUCCACUGAUUACCACGCUGCACGAUACGAUCUAUCCGAUCGAGCACGUACCGUUUCCGGCGAUCUCGCUGUGCAACAAUAAUCGCAUCUCGCGGACCGCCGCCCUCCGGUACGCGGAAACGCUGGCCCAGCGGGACACGCAGCGGCGCAACACGAGCUACUUUCUCGAUCAGAUAGCCCUGCUCGGGAAGCUGUACGAUUACGAUUUCGAGAAUCUGCAUCAGAUGACCAAGUUUCAGGAGUUUCUCGAUCUGCACGACGUAAGCAACGCGACCGGGAUGUACAGUACGCUCGAGACGCUUGCCAAGCUGUCGCCCCGUUGUGAGGAUAUGCUGCUGCGGUGCUUUUGGAAAAGCAUCGAACUGCCUUGUAUGCUGCGGAACGAUAUGAUCGAGGUGCGUCGCACGCAGUACGGCUUCUGCUGUACGUUCAACUUUAUCGGUCACAAUGAGGAUAACGAAAUUCAUCCACCGCCGUACUACUUGGACGUCACGGGACCGGAAAUGGGAUUGGUACUGCUACUGAAUGGUUCCACUAAUGACUACUUCUACAACCUGUUCAACAACAUCGGAUUCAAUCUUCAAAUUUUCAAUCCCAACGAAGUGCCGGACAUCACCGCCGGUGGUGUAAGCGAGCAGUUCAUACACCUCGGCACGGAGACGUUCAUCCGCGUCGAUGCCAUCACCAUCAACAGCGAACCGGAUGUGCUGGGCUACUCGAGAGAGAAGGUAAUGAUGGACACGGUGGACACGGUCGUACCACCCCACUACCUUUUGUGCACCUUCAUUCUAGGUUCCGCUGCUCUGUGGGGCUCUACUGCCCCGGUGUGGAAUGUCCUAGCGCAGGAGCGCCAGUGUGUGUUCCGAAACGAGCUGCUCAAGUAUGGAUCCGUGUACGGGCGCAGUAACUGUGUGGCCACGUGCCGCAUCCGAAGUGUGCUGGCGCUGUGCGAGUGUGUACCGUUCUUCAUGUCGACGGCCACUAAUGUGGGCAGCAAAUCGGUCACGAUCUGCAACCUGCAGCAUAUCGCCUGUCUGAACAAGUACAAAAUCAAAUGGUCAACGGUGAUAACGGACAUCGUGCAGAUACCGGGGCUGGAGAAGGAGAUGGAAGAGUCGCUGCUCUGCCCGGACUGUCUGCCUUCCUGCUCGGACAGCAAGUACCAGAUCACGGCCUCGGCCCUACCCCUUAUACCGUCGAACCGCGAUGGUUUCAGCAUUACGGCCGGCAUCGGUGACGUGCGGGACGUUAGCGUGGUGCGCAUCUUCUUCGGUCAACCGGAAACGUGGAUGUACAAGCAGAACGUGGCCUACUAUUGGUUCGAGAUAUUUAGCAACUUUGGUGGCAUGUUCGGCAUCAUGGCAGGCAUGUCGCUGAUAACGCUGAUGGAGUGUGUGUACUUUGUGGGGCGCCAGUUUGGUCUCAUGUUUAUGACCCGCUCGUGGAGUGCCGCCACUAGCCAGCGAAAGCAACGGAAACCCAUCCUACCGUUGUUACAAUGAACCCCGUC
Molecule: messenger RNA, 2426 nt
Organism: Anopheles darlingi
Lineage: Eukaryota; Metazoa; Arthropoda; Insecta; Diptera; Culicidae
Product: pickpocket protein 28-like
Exons: 7
Coding region: 607-2418 (603 amino acids)
Biological process (GO): sodium ion transmembrane transport
Cellular component (GO): membrane
Molecular function (GO): ligand-gated sodium channel activity
Source: RefSeq, a predicted model, not a curated record